Messenger RNA from Eruca vesicaria subsp. sativa (arugula), 531 nucleotides. Lineage: Eukaryota; Viridiplantae; Streptophyta; Magnoliopsida; Brassicales; Brassicaceae. The record is from the annotation of a GenBank genome assembly.
CAAAACCAGAGACCCAAAUUAAAACUGUCGCCACCGAGAUCCCUCUUCGUCGCCUGACGAAAUUUUUCGAAGAAUCUCCGUCGAGUUUGGGAAGAAAGAGAGAUGCCACACAGAACAAGGCCAUUGACGGGACUGUUGCUUUUCACUGGGAUAAACGCUGUUUUGGUGCAAACCAUUACUCCUGUCUAUGACUUCGUCUGCUUCUUGCCUUACUGGGAGAGAAGGAGAGAGCGAAUCCGGAAGGAACGCGAAUCAUUAAACAGUAACACCUCAGCACAUGAACCUACUCAAGCAUCUCUUGGUUGAUGAAUUGCACGAGGAAGGCAUGUGUUAAUGUAUACAUUUUCUCUUUUGUAACAAACCGUUUAUCCUAUGAUUACUGAAUAAUUUGAGAGCACGAGGAAUGCAUGUAUACAUUUCUGCUGGAUGGACAGCUUACUUUGACUAUUGUGAGGAGUCUCUCUUUUGAGCUAAACCAUCCUUUUUGAAUGUUGAACUCCAGCUACCAAAAUGAUCCAAAUCAAGGCCCAA